UACAUACAUUUAAAGUGAUUACGAGCUGCGGUCCGAGUAGUUCAGAAUAACUGCGGCGAUUGGCGGACGUUUCACGCGCUCGGCUCGCGCAAUAUUCAAAUUUUGAUUAACAAAAGCAUAACAAUCAAAAAACAUACAUACAUACUAUAUAUAUAUAUAUAUAGCCAAGGGCAAGCAAUAGGUCCAGGCAAUGCUCCAGCUGCGUCUGGGACUUGUGAUUGUCGCGUGCCUCGCACACGGGGCACAGUGCCUCACAGAGAGGAACGCACACCUGGCUAACGUUCUGGUGGCGGCGUCUCGCUUGGAUUUGCGCGCCGGCGAUGCCUACAAUGUCAGCUGUUCGUUUGCCAAGAUGGACUCGCUGCUGGCGCUCUGCCCCGGCGGCAUGGACAACAUCAAUAUCCGUAGGCAGCCCGGCGUGAAUCUGAAGGUGAGCAAACUGAAUGCGACCAGUGUCUACCAUGAGGUGCUAGAGGCGGAGCCGAAGCACUCGAGCGUUAACAGCUACGAGUGCCUGUGCAAUGGCGUCAGUCUCGGCUCCGUCAAGUUCAUGGUGGGCGUCCGGCUGGCGGUGAAGGACUUUGAGUGUCGCUACCGCGAGAAUGGACAUUUGUCGCGGCUCAAUUGCAGCUUCAGCCGGCCGCCGCUUGGCCAGCAGGUGGACUGGACGACCAGCUACAGGCUGCAGUAUCGCCAGCAGGUGUCCGAAUGCCGCGUGGACAGCGACAAGGACAAGGAGCUGAUGCACUGCAGCAUUGCUAUGCCGGACUAUAACCGAUUCGCCGAUGUCUACGAUUUGACGCUGAGCAUGCGCGACCAGCUGCCGUCGGGGUCGCUGCAGCAGCAGCAUUUCCAGCUGAGCCGGAUGCAGUGCAUCGAAAUGGAGCCGCCGGGCGAAAAUGCCACCGUGCUGCUGCUGAACAGCUCGGCGAUAUGCCUGGACUGGAGUGACAGCAGCCAGACGAAUCACAUUGGCUACAACAUCAGCUGGCAACUGGAGCUGGUGCCGACGCCGCCGCCCGACUGGCCCCGGCCGCAGCCGCAGCGCUCCAGCCCGAUCCGGCUGCAGCUCUGCCUGGCCCAGCUGCCGUAUUCAUACUACAACUACACCUUCCGGCUGUCGCGGCGCUACAAUGACAGCCGCGCCCGCUGGAGCAAGCCGUAUGAGCAUAGAUUUCAGACAGCGCCCGCACUGCCGGCACGUCCGCCCGCCGUCUGGCCGUCGGGCUAUCAUCGGAAUCCGGAGCAGCCGGAGGAGGUGCGCGUCUACUGGCAGCAGCUGGACAAACUGGAGCGCAAUGGUCCACAGUUCGAAUACCAUGUGCGCGUCCUCAGGGCCAGCGACAAGCAGCAUGUCAGGCAGGCAAGGAUUGCGGUCGAGUCGAACAUGGCCAUAAUCCGGAAUGUGAAUCCGUCCGAGGAGAGCUAUAUAAUAGAGAUACGCAGUCGGAACGCGAUCGGGAUGUCGACGAAGAGCAGUCAGAUACGGAUACCGCAGCUGGUGCUGCCCGGCCAGCGGAUACCGAGGAACGUGACCGUGUCCAAGACGGCGGGCAGCUUGAGCUGGGAGCCGCCGGAGCAGGGCGACAAUCUGCUGGGCUACACCGUCUACUGGUGCCGCUCGAAUGUGACGGAUCGCAGCCAUUGCAACGAAACGGUGGCCAUUGCCUCCGCGGAGCUGGUGCAGCCGACCAGGUGCUACUACGAGGACGCCAGGCUGCGGCUGGACUCGUACGAGUGGGGCAUCUCGGCCAAUUAUGAGCCAAACAGCGACGGCAGCGGCGGCAUCCACUGGCUGGAAUGGCAUUAUGGCGCACUCGUUAGCCAGAAUAAUGAACGCCAAGUCGACUGGAUGAACAACCUCCAGGGCAUCGUUGCGCUCGUCGUGCUGGGCGUCUUCAUACACAUGAUUGUGCGCAAAUUUCGUUCGAUGUCCGACAUUGAUGUCGUUUUUCCCGUGGGUGUGCUCAGUCCGCAGCAGCAGCAGCAGCAGCGGGAGCAGCAGGAUCAGCAUCAGCGGGAGCAGCUGCUGCCCACCAAACUGCCCGAGCAGCUGCCCCUGAGAGUCGUGGCAGAGACCAGCAUUGGCGACUCCGAACCCGACUCCGAAUCCGCCAUGGUUGUGCAGAUGCCGGCCGUGCUCCGUGGCAACUUCAUGCCGCUGGAUGUGCUGGUGGUCGCGCCCGCUGCCCCACAAACGGAUUAUGUGUCCAUGCAGUUGGCGCCGCAGCCCGCAGCGGAGUCCAGGCCCGUGCCGCUCAAGCGGCCCACAACGCCGGCUAAUCCCCGCGUGCACUUCGCCUCGAACUAUAUAAGGAUGCAGCCCAGGCCGGCGCCGGACUAUGUAACGCCGCCAAGAGUCUACAGAUAGUUGCUAUACAAAUGCCAGGACAUCUUUACGCUAUAGUAGUUCGAUACAACGCCCACUUUUCCAGAGUCUUCAGAUUGUCAGACAGAAGCGAGAGCACCACCCAUGGAACCUAUAUGGACUGGACAACUAGAGUACAAAAAUGGGACCGCAGGUCCAAAGUCGGCUUCGUUUUUGUUCGGGCUCCGAGACACGCUCGCAUGCUCAGACAGCAAGAGAGUAGCAAAUACAUAUGAUUUGUGCGCUAGAACGGCAUCGCUGUCUUUUCAUCUCGCUCACACUACAGGAAACUGCCUUGGCUUACUCUCAGUGCUCGUUAUCUCAUUAUGUCUAGGGAUCGUUACAUGUAUGUGUGUGUGUGUGUGUGUGUGUGUGUGUGUGUGUAUAUGUCCGCACAAGCAAAAAUGCGCACAAUUUCAAUUUGUUCUCUAUGUUCUAUGGUAAGUGGCGAGAGACACUCUCAGUCUCUCUCUCUCUCUCUCUCUCUCUCUCUCUCUCUCUCUCUCUCUCCUCCC
Molecule: messenger RNA, 2883 nt
Organism: Drosophila montana
Lineage: Eukaryota; Metazoa; Arthropoda; Insecta; Diptera; Drosophilidae
Gene: et
Product: eye transformer
Exons: 2
Coding region: 191-2371 (726 amino acids)
Cellular component (GO): membrane
Molecular function (GO): protein binding; cytokine receptor activity
Source: RefSeq, a predicted model, not a curated record